Molecule: messenger RNA, 2367 nt
Organism: Besnoitia besnoiti
Lineage: Eukaryota; Apicomplexa; Conoidasida; Eucoccidiorida; Sarcocystidae
Product: LNS2 (Lipin/Ned1/Smp2) protein
Exons: 7
Coding region: 1-2367 (788 amino acids)
Molecular function (GO): phosphatidate phosphatase activity
Source: RefSeq, a predicted model, not a curated record
AUGUGGGGGAAGAUCGUGUCCAGCGUCUCGAACGCGCUGGACUUCAAUCAGGCGACGCUUUCGGGGUGCAUUGACAUCAUCUGCGUCCGCUCGACGCAGGACAACAAGCUACGCAGCACGCCGUUCCACGUUCGCUUCGGCAAGGCCAAGCUCCUCAGAUCCCGCGAGAAAACUGUCACAGUGACUGUCAACGGCCAGUUGACCAGCCUCCGCAUGAAGCUCGGCGCAGCCGGCGAGGCCUACUUCGUCCACGAAGACGAGAGUGACGCCGACGACGAAGACGAAGCCGCUAGCCCCAUCGUCUCCCCGCGCUCAAACGCCAGCGGCGACGGCGACAAGUCUGGCGCGCAGAGCGACGCGGCGGGCGCCUCGCCCGCACACGCGAAGCUUGGCGCCUCGACUGACGAGCGAGAUGGGGUCGUCACGAACGAAACGAGCACCGAGAUCUUCUGCCGCGACGCAGCGCCGCCGCAGCCGCUCGGCGCAGGGCCCCCCGGCGGCGCCGCGUCGCCCGCGAGCGGAGAGCCAGAGCCCAAGGCGCCCUCGGGCGACGCGGCGCGUGCUGGGGAAGAGUUCGCGACGGGAGAGUCUCAGCUGCCGGUGCCGCGUUACUCCUCGGGCGACCCUGAGCAGGAUCGCGCGCGACUCUUGCUGGGCGACGGCGUGGGCGGCGUGGGCGCUGGCGCGGGGGUCUCUCCGGAGACGCAGAAGACCCGCGACUUCCCCGAAGACGAGCAGUUCGGCGCAGGCCCCGCAACCAACAGCGCCGCCGCCGCAGACACCGCGGCCGGCGCCGCGUCGGGCGUCAGCUUCUCGCUCUGCGGCCACAUGCUCACGGGACGAAUCACGGAGGAGCAACACGACAACGACGUCUUCAACGCGAACGUGGUUUCGUGGGAGGCGUUUGAUCACAACCCUGCGCUGUGGUAUCACCCUUCGCUAGUUGCGCGUUUCGACGACAAGCCCCCGUACUACCCCGGCAAGGUGGCGCUGCCGUUGCUCGCCUGCUGGCUGGUUUUUAACCGGCCGCUGUCGCUGGAGAGUCUGUCGCAGCUGAUGAACGCAGAGAUCUCCGCGAACUUCCCGCAGUCGAACUUCAGCAGCGCGCUAUCCUCGGCUUCGCGCUGGAUUUUCGGCGGAGGGCGCAGCUCGAGCGCGGCGAAACCCGCGCUGCUGGGCCCCGCUCCCGCGCCCAAGAAGUCCGACGGCGCGCCGGGGGCAGAGGCUGGCAAGCGCGGCGAGGACGUCCCUCUCGGCCGCGGCAAGUCGGUCGUCGUCGGCUCUCGGGACCCCAUCGCGCAGGCCACCGUCGCCGCCGCGACCGCGGUCGCGAUCGCAGAAGAAGAGGCGGGCGUCUCGCCACCUGACGACGAGGGCGACUGGAGGAGAGAAGGCCGCUCGACGCUCGCGAAUAGCGCGAGCUUCCACAGCGAACUCGGCUCAACGGGCCCCAGCCUCGUUUCCUGCGCAGCGUGCACUCCGCGCCGCCUCCGCAGGUCGCUUAGACCCACCCCCGACCAGUUGGACUCGCUCAACUUGAAGCCUGGAGCCAACUCGAUCUGCUUCACAGUCAGCUCCUCGCUGCAGGGAACGAAGAGCGUGAUGGGCACGAUUUAUCUCUGGCCGCAGUACCCGAAAAUCGUCAUCUCCGAUGUCGACGGCACGAUUACGAGGUCUGACGUGCUCGGUCAGCUAAUGCCGAUCGUAGGGCGCGACUGGUCUCACGACGGCGUCGCGGAGCUCUUCACGAAGAUCAAGAAAGCGGGUUAUCUGAUUCUCUACCUCACUGCGCGCGCGAUUGGUCAGGCCGAUGCCACCCGCGACUACCUCUUCGGCCUCACGCAGCAGCAGACCAACAAGCUUCCAGAUGGCCCCCUCAUUUUGUCUCCGGAUCGCCUGUUCCCCUCCUUCAAGCGCGAAGUCAUCGAGAGAAAGCCGUACAUUUUCAAGAUUGCCGCGCUUCGCGACAUUCGAAGCCUCUUCCCGCCGGAGUACAACCCCUUCUACGCGGGUUUCGGCAACCGGGACUCGGAUCACCGCGCGUACGUGCAUGUCGGAGUCGCGGAGGCGAAGGUCUUCAUCAUCGAUCCGUCUGGCGCUAUACACCACAUCAACAACUCGACUUACGCGCGAACGUACGAGACGAUGUCGGAGAUCGCGGACUUCAUGUUCCCGCCGCUGCCACGACCGGACGGGCGGCUGCCGUCUGAGGCGCGCGUCGAGGAAGAGGAGGCUGAAGAGGAACAGGUGCGAGAGAGGAAGCGGCUUGUGUUCACGCUUCACAUUGAUGAUGAGCAAAUUCACCCUGUGGGUCUCUGUAACAUGAUAUGCGCGAAUGCCGCUCGCGCCUUGCCCAUUCUCGACUGA